AUGGCCUCCAAGCAAUGGAGUAACUUCCACGUGGGAAGAGAGUGUGGCCACCAGAAGUGGUCUCGAAAGAACACUCCCAAAUUGACCGUCUCCUCAGGCGAGACAGUCUCCUUCGACGCCAUCGACAGCAGCAAUGGCCAACUGGACACAACAUCCCAGGCCUCCGCCAUCAGCACCCUGGAUCUAGGCCUCGCCAACCCAGUCUUCGGCCCGAUCUACGUCAACGACGCCCAACCCGGCGACGUCCUGAAAGUCGAAGUCCUCAGCCUCGAAGUCGCCGACUGGGGUUGGUCCGCCAUCAUCCCAGGCUUCGGACUGCUGGCAGACGAAUAUCCAGAGCCAGAGAUCAAGAUCUGGUCGCUGAACCGCGAAGCAGGCUUCGCCCAGUUCAAGGACAUGCGCAUCCCCCUCCGCCCCUUCCUCGGCUGCAUGGGCCUCGCCCCGGCCGGUGAUGAAGAGCUCUCCACCGUCCCGCCCACCAACGCCGGCGGCAACAUGGACUGCCGCGAGCUGAGUGUCGGCUCAACCGUCUACCUGCCCGUACAGACCGCCGGCGCACUGUUCAGCUGUGGCGACGGACAUGCCGCGCAGGGCCACGGCGAGGUCUGCGGCACCGCGAUCGAAACCCCCAUCCGGGCAACGCUCCGCUUCGAGCUCGUCAAGAACCAGCCCUGGAUGACCGCUCCUCAGUUCCAGACUCCGCCUCGUGCGCAAAUACCGAACCCCCUCCCCGACCUCGGAACCUACGGCGCUCUUGGUGUUGCUCCCGACCUGUAUGAGGCUACCCGCAGUGCUACUCGCAACCUUAUUACGUGGCUGGUGCAGACUAAAGGUCUUACUCGCAGCGAGGCAUACAUCCUUGCCAGUGUUGCUGGUGAUCUGCAAAUUGCAGAGGUGGUUAACGUGCCUAAUUUCGAAGUGGCUAUGACCUUGCCAUUGGGUAUUUUCACUUAA
This is a messenger RNA of Penicillium antarcticum, 954 nucleotides long. Its product is annotated as acetamidase/formamidase family protein. Lineage: Eukaryota; Fungi; Ascomycota; Eurotiomycetes; Eurotiales; Aspergillaceae. The transcript has a single exon. Bases 1 to 954 code for a protein of 317 amino acids. The record is from RefSeq and is a predicted model, not a curated record. Gene Ontology annotation, molecular function: hydrolase activity, acting on carbon-nitrogen (but not peptide) bonds, in linear amides.